AGACGCAAAAGACUUCAAGAGCUGGAGCAUCUUAUCAUAUCCUUGCGGCAAAAGAUCAGUGAGCAAGCGCAAAUAAUCAAGAUGAAAGAGAACUCAGACAAGAAGAUUGUGAACCUGAACAGUGAGAUCACAGCAAUGAAGCAAACCAAGGUGCGGUUAAUCCAGCAGAUGAAGUUCGAAAGCGAGCGUUUCCGGCAGUGGAAAAUCGAACGUGAGCGAGAGUUGUGUCGAUUGCGCACGCAAGACCGCCGCCGCCAGAAUGAACUAAUCCGGUUGGAGAACAAGCACAACAAACAGCAGAUCGUUCUUAAACGGAAGUGCGAACAAGCCACCGCAAUGAACAAGAGGCUCAAGGAAACAUUAGCUCUGCAAAAAUCAGUGCAAGAAAGGAGGAAACAAACUUCUGCCUCUAAUAAAUUCGAAAAGUUACAAGCUUGGAUCACGAACGAGCUAGAUAUCAUCACUGGCACUUUACAGACGGAAAAAACCCUGGAGCAAUUAGUAGAAGAUAAGGCGUCUAUCGAAAAACACUUAGAUUUGCUUAAAGUAAGUUUUUUUAUCUAA
Molecule: messenger RNA, 564 nt
Organism: Bemisia tabaci
Lineage: Eukaryota; Metazoa; Arthropoda; Insecta; Hemiptera; Aleyrodidae
Source: RefSeq, a predicted model, not a curated record